ACCACUCGGCCACCUCGUCUUAUGGACUCCAUGAACAAACCACAGAACUUUUUAUAGAAAAUACCGAGUGAAACGUCACUUUUUUUUACUUUCACACCGUCGCCGUCGAGGUUGUCGUGACAACAGCCCCGAUAUAGUCAUGUUUCCACCCGUGACCCCGUCAGCAACACACCAACUGACAUCCAGCGGGGCUCCGGGACCAGAUUCAGCGGCGCCUUUACUCUCGACAUUACGGUCGUUACGUAGAGAAACGCGCCGCAGCAGCAGAGUGGGUAACAGCCGUGUUUGUCAUUUGAUAGACAUAACCGGGGGGAAAAACCGGAUUUACACUCGUCGUUUCAUCCGCGUCGUCGAGGCCCGUGUGACUACAAUCUGGGGCAACCGGCGCAAGUCGUUUCGUUUCUAGCCGCGUCAGCGCGUCGCUAACGUUAGCUGGUAAGCGCGGACAAAAAUAGCCUACGGUGGCCCCCCAGGGACCUGGUUUGUGUGUGCGCGCUCGUCGGGUCAUUUCUCAGUCCCCUCUGGAAUGCAUCUCUCCAAGAAAUGCUCCGUCUUCAAAGUGCUGCUGAGUGCUCUGCUGAUCGUGGCGCUGCUGCAGCUCAUCUACCUGUCCUUCCUCUCCAAGUUCCACGGCAAGCAGCAGCGGUACCGGUACUUUGAGCUCUUCGGAGGCUCCGAGGGCAAGAAAAAAAAAGGGCACCCCGAGAAGAACUCGCGGAAGGAGCGCCUGAGGUACUCGCUGUCCACCGGGGGGAUCUUCGACAACAGCGGCCAGUACCGGGUGUACAAGAACUUCAUCAAGAGCGAUUACACCACGAACCUGAAGCCGGGAUCCGACCCCGACUCCGGGGUCCUGGCGCUCGCCACGCACACGACCAUCAACAACCUGCACCACCUGGACUCGCUCCUGGCCCGGUGGCACAGCCCGCUCUCCGUGGCCAUAUUCGCGCACGGGCAAGAUGUCAAGUUCGCCACCGCGCUGGCCUACGCGCUCAGCUUCUUCUGCCCCCAGAUCCAAUCGUUGGUGGACUUCCACCUGGUCUGCCUCUCCGGGGAGAUGGCCAGCUUCCCGGACCAGGACCGGGAGCACUUCGCGGGGCUGGAGGACUGCGCCUCCGUGUUCUCCCGGCUGGAGACCCACCGGGACAAAUACAAUAACUACGCCAUCGGUGGGAACGUGUCGUACCCAAACAACCUGCUGCGCAACGUGGCGCGCGGCGGCACAGAGACCUCCUACGUCCUGGUGAUCGACAUGGACAUGAUGCCGAGCGCAGACCUGCACCAGCAGUUCCUGGCCAUGAUGAUGGCGAGGAGGAGGAGGAGGAGGGGGGCGCGCGAGCCCAGGGCCGACGAGGUGUUCGUGCUGCCCGCCUUCGAGAUCCGCCACGCCCGCAAGAUGCCAGCCAACAAGGCGGAGCUGGUGCAGCUCUACCAGGUGGGGGAGGUCCGGCCCUUUUACGAGGAGCUGUGCCCCCGCUGCCAAGCCCCCACCAACUACUCCCAGUGGGUCAACGGUCACGUGACGGAGCCGGGCACCCUGGAGGUGUCCUACGCGCUCAGCUGGACGGACCCCUGGGAGCCGUUCUACAUCGGGCCCCACACGGUGCCCCUCUACGACGAGAGCUUCAAGCAGUAUGGAUUCAAUCGGAUCAGCCAGGCCUGCGAGCUCCACGUGGCCGGCUACAGGUUCUCGGUGCUGGGCUCGGCCUUCGUGGUGCACCGGGGCUUCAAGGUCCAAGAGGAGUUCCACGCCAGGAAGGACGAGGAGAACAAGCGGAACCGCGUUCUGUUCCGCAGCUUCAAAGAGGGCCUGAAGACCAAAUACCCGUCGUCCAACCGCCGGUGCUGAGCCAACGGGAGGGAACCGCAGAUUUAGCGCCACGUUCUUUCUCUCGAGUUUAUUUCAACGUCCUGCUGGUUGGGACGACAAGGAAAGAUUGGAAAUCUUGCUUGCUGCUUUUUUUCUCCUUCUUUUUUUUUAGCGAAUGCAAACCCGAAAUCUAGAAGCCAUUUGAUCGACAUUAUUGUUAAACUACACGUUUCUGUUUUAAAACACUUUUUGAGACGGUCCAGAUCCAGAAAUAGUCUCAGAACUUCCUGAGAAUUCACUAACGGGAAGUUAGAGGCUCAACAUUUAAAAGAUGGACUUCUUUCCAAAAGUCCAACUGACAUCACAUUCAAUCGUCCCUUUUUAAAAUUAUUUUUAUCAAAAGGAUUGAGGAAAAAACUAAUCCUUCCAUCGUAGCAGAUGGAACUGCACGAUGAGAAUAAUGUUAAAAAUGAUAUGAAACAAGUUUCCCGAACACACACACACACACAGUGAGAAUGAACAGCCUUCUGAUUGGUCGAUGCAAAUGGAGGACACAAUCAAGAAACUGUAAAAAUAUAUAAUCCUCCCUUUUGGUUCCUGAGUUGUUUUUGUUGCUUAUAUCACUUUAAUUUCCAGUUUGACGCUUUCAUUUGAACGUCGUGCUAAUCAAUGACGUGGUGCGACCACCAGGGGGCGACAAGUACAUGAGUGUGAAGUGCAGAGUUACAGUGUGUAUAUAUAUAUAUCCAAUCUUUCCAUAUAUAAAAUAUAUUUUCUAUAGAUAUAAUAUAUAUUUAAACAUUUUAAUAUAUAUAUAUAAAUACAUUAUAUAUAUAUAUUAUAAUAUAUAUUACAAAAUGAUAUAUAUAUAUAAUAUUGUAAUAUAUAUAGUUUAUUAUAUUUAUAUAAUAUAUUUUAAAAUGUUUUAAAUAUAUAUAAUAUAAUAGUGUAAAUGUAUUUAUUUAUUUCCACUUGAAAGUGUUGGCAACAUGACAGCAGAACACGAGGAUUACGCAACACCACUGUUUGGUGCUCCUGGGGAUAUAAAUGGACUGUCGGCACAUUUCAGACGUUCCCGGCACCCUGCGAGUCGGGAGCGAUGACUCUCUCCGGUCCUGAGGAGAACAAAGCGCUGAAAUUCACAGAGAGCAUUGUGCAACACUACGAUUACACUGGGAAACUACUGUAUGCUUCCAUCUGACGCUGGUCGGUUAUAUUAUCCAGAGUCGAAUGAUGUAACGUGGAAUAUAUUAAAUGAUUGGGUUCAUACUUCAUGACAGUAUUAAACAACUAUAACUACUCUUCUUCGAUACGCAGCAGAUGGACUACAAAGUAUGCUUCGAUAAAAGGUGUUUGGUUACUUUUAGGCUUCAAGUUGAUGUGUAAAUGUUGAUUUUUGAUAUUUAUUGUCAACAUGUUUUAGUUCAACUGGAUUUGGUUGAACUUUUUUAAUUUUUUUAAUGAACCUAAACAGGAAAACUAGCAUGGAAUUGUGUGUUAGGGGAAAAGGAUAUUUGAUAUGGAAUAUGUUUUAUUCUUUAAAUCAUUUGAAUGUAUUCUUUGGAGUGCGAUCCAUUUACACAUUUUCCCCGUGUGAUGACGUAAUGCAGUACUUUAUUUCUCACGUGUCUCUUCUUCUCUAUUUUGUUUGUUCACAAAUUAUAAUGCCCGAUUUGUAUUAUUGGAUUUUCUAUUAAAUUCUAUUUUAUUAGACCCACAA
This is a messenger RNA of Pseudoliparis swirei, 3530 nucleotides long. It is a transcript of the gene b4gat1, whose product is annotated as beta-1,4-glucuronyltransferase 1. The transcript is spliced from 2 exons. Lineage: Eukaryota; Metazoa; Chordata; Actinopteri; Perciformes; Liparidae. The record is from RefSeq and is a predicted model, not a curated record. Bases 527 to 1849 code for a protein of 440 amino acids. Gene Ontology annotation, molecular function: glucuronosyltransferase activity.